GAGAGAGAGCGAGAGAGAGAGAGAGAGAGAGAGAGAGAAAGAGAGAGAGAGAGGGAGGCUUCAUAGCAGACACUCCCACAUCCUAUAAACAGAAGCGCUGUGAAAGAGUCGGAGCGAGAGCACACGUGUGUUUCUGCUCGGAGGGGGAUUGAGCGCUGCAGACGGAUACAGAAGGAGAACUGUGUGUUUAUGUAAAACCGAGAGGUGGAUUUCAAAAGCACUGAUGGGAUGUGAACAAACGACAAACAGCAACUGAAAGAACAACACUUGGAAUCAACUCUGACGGCAAAGAACAGAAUUGAAAGGACGUCUGAUGGCUAAGCAAUGUAAUAGAAGAGCUGCAACUCAACCAAAGGACUACUGAGUGAUUCUAAAGUGUGAACACGUGCAUGAUUCAGAAGUUCAAUGCGUUGAAACUCUGACCCUUUAAGAAACGUUCGAAACAAAAAGGAAGUUCAAGGCGAUGUCUUUUGCCAUGGUGCGCCCGGCCCCUAGCCGUUACCUGUACUCUGAGAUCUCCAUGAUGUCUGAGGACGAUGAAAACGGCAGCGAGAGUUCAGGUUCUGACGACCGCUCGUUUUGCUUGGACACAUCGGGGUACGAUCUGAAAGUAGGCGGCAGAAAGAGGAAACCUGGUGGACGGCUGGUAGGAGCGCCACCUGUUUCCCCUGUCACGACGGGUUUGAUAGUGCCCGAGGGCCGGCAACGCAACACGGCCAACGCACGGGAGCGAGACCGCACCAACAGCGUCAACACUGCCUUCACGGCAUUGAGGACUCUUAUCCCCACGGAACCGGCCGACCGGAAGCUGUCCAAGAUCGAGACCCUGCGUCUGGCGUCCAGUUACAUCUCACACCUGGGAAACGUGCUGCUGGUGGGGGAGGCCUGCGGGGAUGGACAGCCGUGUCACAGCGGGGGGCCGUCCACUUCCAACUACUACCACCAUCACAGUUCUCCCAGCAGAGACUCGGAGAACGCUCAACCCAAACAGAUCUGCACCUUCUGCCUCAGCAACCAGAGGAAAGUGAGCAAAGACAGAGAGAGAAAAUCAGCCCUGAGGAGUUAAACGGAUUCACAAACCAUCAACGCAAACCUGUGUGUGUAUAUAUGCAAAUACCCAUACAUAUUUAAUUAUUUCUACGUCGACUUUGGACUCGUGUGAUUUAACGGAGGAAAAAGAAAUACAACUGGAAAGACCUGAACAUUUCGCCACAACUUUCCAGCACAUCAACUGCAACACCAACGUUUCUGUUCUGCCGCAGGGAGUUCAUGCUAUUCACCAAAGACUAUCAAAGCAAGCAAAACCUUUAACAAGGUCAAAAAUGAUCACGUGACCGUCCCGAGAGACACGGCCAUACGGACUCAAACUUUGCAAAGUGAUCCGUGGAAGAACAUUCAUCUCGUAUCAAAGCCACGGGUGGAUCACAUUAUUUCUUACGAAUUUGUUAAAGACACUUAGCCUGACUAUGAAAUGACAAUAUGUUUAAUAAACGCUGUAUACUGUAUGUCUAAUAUGGCAAAUUACAUAUAUUCUUUCUUGGUUAAAUUAAAACUAAAUAUUGGACAAGCGGAAAGAAUUUCA
This is a messenger RNA of Triplophysa rosa, 1582 nucleotides long. It is a transcript of the gene scxa, whose product is annotated as scleraxis bHLH transcription factor a. NCBI's taxonomy places the organism in Eukaryota, Metazoa, Chordata, Actinopteri, Cypriniformes, Nemacheilidae. The transcript has 2 exons. Gene Ontology annotation, biological process: regulation of transcription by RNA polymerase II; developmental process. The record is from RefSeq and is a predicted model, not a curated record. Gene Ontology annotation, molecular function: RNA polymerase II transcription regulatory region sequence-specific DNA binding; protein dimerization activity; DNA-binding transcription factor activity, RNA polymerase II-specific. Bases 464 to 1066 code for a protein of 200 amino acids.